Messenger RNA from Drosophila eugracilis, 3915 nucleotides. RefSeq names its product RNA-binding protein 208. Gene Ontology annotation, molecular function: RNA binding. The transcript is spliced from 9 exons. NCBI's taxonomy places the organism in Eukaryota, Metazoa, Arthropoda, Insecta, Diptera, Drosophilidae. The record is from RefSeq and is a predicted model, not a curated record. The coding region runs from base 716 to 2254 and encodes 512 amino acids.
UCGCUUUCAGUUUGAAUUGUGUCCUCGUUAAGAAAGGAUAUUCGUUACAUUGUUGUUAAGUUGUUAUUAUAAUUUCUCAAACAAACCAACCAACCAACCAAAAGCAAACCGAAAGCCAACAGCUCGCUAAAGAGAAUUCAAAAUAAAAACCGAAAAAAAAAAGAAAACCAAGGGAAUCCACUUGCCAUCCAGUGCUAGGGAUUCUGCCUGGGAACAUAAUUCAAAAACCAAAUGAACUUUUCGAAAACAAAUUUCAUUGGUCUGUGAUAAGUGAAGGUCAAGCGAAGAGGAAAUUUUUUAUGAAAACCAAAAACUAAAAAACUAAAAACCAACCACAACCAACACGAAGCGGAACAAAACGGCAAGGAAAACCACAGAAAGGCAGCAUUUUCCAAAUUAGCAAAAUUGUAGAAAUUAUUUAAUGCAUCAAAUCGUUUGACCAAACAACAAGCAGCAGCUACAACAACAGUGCGGUUUCACACAAAAAGGCGGCCAUUAAAAUAAAACAAAAACAAAAGUUAAAAAACCAAAAACCUAGCCAAAUUAUAACACAAUUUAUUUAUAUCAUCAACUGCAAGGCGGCAGGCACUUCAUUAAGCAUCAAAGCGAGCUGCGUUUAACCACAGAACGUGCAAAUUUCGCACCGCAACUGUAGUAGCAACACCACCAGCACCGCCACUACCAACACCACCAGAGCCACUGCGCCAGCCGUAAAAUGUUGGCCAUGCCCACGCUGAUGAUGCAAGCCACCGCCCAGAUGACGCUUAGCGCCGCCCACGGAAAGCCCUACGAGACAAAGCUCUUGGCCAUCCACCAGACGCAUCAGCUGCAGCAACAGCAGCAGCAGCAGCAGCAACAGGCUCCCGCCCCGCAGCAGCAGCAGCAGCAACAGCAAGUGCAGCAGGCACAGCAAGCGCCUAACGGCAAGCAGCAGUCGCAGCAAAUGACCAUUGUUACCACGCAGCAGCAGCAGCAGCAACAGCAGCAUCCCCAGUCGCAGUCGCCGCAUCAGCAGCAGCAAUCGCAGCAGCAGGCUGCCGCAGCAGCCGCCGCUGCAGCUGCAGCAGCCCACCAUCAGCAGCAGCAAGCUGUGGCCGCUGCCGUCUGUGCCGCCCAGCAACAAGCUGUGGUUGUGCAGCAGCAGCAGCAGUACCAGAUCCACUCGCAGCAGCAGUCGCCGCAGCAGCAGGUGCUCUGCAUCUCGCCUAAGCAGGAACAAUUCCACAUCUUUGUCGGCGACUUGAGCUCAGAAAUUGAAACUCAGCAAUUGCGCGAAGCAUUCACACCAUUCGGCGAAAUCUCGGACUGUCGCGUGGUGCGCGAUCCACAAACCUUGAAGUCGAAGGGCUAUGGCUUUGUGUCCUUCAUCAAGAAAUCGGAAGCCGAAAGCGCCAUUACGGCCAUGAAUGGCCAGUGGCUUGGCUCCCGUUCAAUUCGCACGAAUUGGGCCACACGGAAACCGCCGGCGAGUAAAGAGAACAUCAAGCCGUUGACCUUCGACGAGGUCUACAAUCAGAGCAGUCCCUCCAAUUGCACCGUUUAUGUGGGCGGCGUUAACAGCGCCCUCACCGCCCUCAGCGAGGAGGUCCUUCAGAAGACAUUCGCCCCCUAUGGCGCGAUACAGGAGAUCCGCGUCUUCAAGGACAAGGGUUACGCCUUCGUGCGCUUCUCCACCAAGGAGGCAGCCACCCACGCCAUCGUGGGCGUUCACAACACGGAGAUCAAUGCCCAGCCCGUGAAGUGUUCGUGGGGCAAGGAGAGCGGUGACCCCAACAACGCACAGACCAUCGCCACUCAGGCUCUGAAUAGUGCCGCCGCCGCUGCCGCCGGUUUCCCGUAUGGAGUUGGCGCAGCAGCCGCCGCCGCCGCCUACGGACAGCAGCUGGCCGCUACGGGCUGCUGGUACUCACCCACGCCCACCUAUCCGGCCUCCUCGGCCACGGCGGCCGCGGUGACCCCGGCGGCGGCCAGUGCAGCCGCUGUGCAGAACCAGUUCCUGCAGGGCAUCCAGGGCUAUCACUUUGGACAGUACGGAGGCUAUCAGCAGGGAUAUAUGGGCAUGGGCGUGCAGAUUCCGGCCACCUGGCAAGGCGUCACCCAGGCGCAGAUCUCACCUGCCCAGCAGCUGGCAACGGGCGUGGCCGGCACAGCCAUUCCGCAGGCCGCCGGCGUGGUUGCCUAUCCGAUACAGCAGUUCCAAGUGAGCCCACAGUUGCCAGAAGAGGAGUGGUUAGCUGCAAAUUUGUUGUGUUAGUUUUCUGUUGUUUAGGCCAAACGAAAGCGAUAAGGAUACCAAAACCAAAACCAAUACAAAAACCAAAACAAAUCAAACCGAAACCGAACCGAUAACCAAACAGAAUAUCCAAGUAGCUAAAAAAUAUAUAUAUGGUAUGAGUAUGAGUAUGAGUAUGAGUAUGAGUAUGAGUACGAGUUAUCCAAAGAUAGAAAGUGAAAAAGAAAGGAAGGACAGAACUCCCCUACACAAGUAAAAUAUAUUGAAAACAAUCAAAGUAUGCCAUCGAAUGAUAUUAAUUGAUAUUAGCUAAUCGAGCAUAGCCGUAAUAAAGUAGAUAUUAUCGCCUAAUCAUAUAAGCCAAUAAACACACACACUUGCAGAACCCGAAGAACAGAGACAGUUUAGCAGGGAGCAGAGCCGUCACACACGGGACACAGGAAACGAUAUCCAAAUGGCAAGCAUUAAUCAACUUAUAGACAAACCGACACAAACACAAACACACACACACACACACACACAGACAAGACACAGGAUCGACAAUUUCAGAUGGUAGUACAGUACAUGAAUGUGAAACAUAAAAAUAGUCAUAUGGAAAACUAAGCAACUAAAAGUGUAGAGUAUAUAAAUGUAAAGUGGUAAAGCCUAGACUUAGAGUUGGUUGAUAAGUACAUAGAGUAUACAGCAUAUGCAUUAGACAAACAUGCUUAUAUAACAUAUAUAUAUAUAUAUAUAUAUACAAGCCGUAUAGAGAACACUCACACAUACACAGACACACACCCAUAUGUUUACAUAUAGAGAAGAAAAACUAAAUGCGAGCAACGUAUGGUAAAUGAUAUUUAUUGUUUAUUGUGUUGUAUGCGUUGGAUGAUAAAUCACAAAUAGAUGUUCAAAAUGAAAACCAAUUAAAACGAUGACAACAACAACAACAACAACAACAACAACAACAGAAACAACAACAGCAGCAACAACAAGCUAAAAUCCCAAGUACUAGAAAUAGCAAUACGCAUACGUAACGUAAUCGCAAUCGCAAACGCAAUCGCAUUCGCAUAUAUAUAUAUUCGUACGUAUCGGACAAUUAAGCUGCAAAAGGACGAAAGGACGAGGCUUGAUUUGCAUUUGACACGCCCCAAUCCCCAGCGACUGGCAAUGGCGUGGAAUUUGUUAUGUCAUUUUUUUAGUGGAAUUUUUUCGCAGCAAACCAAGCAGAGAGCAGUGGCAGAGCAUUUAGUUACACGGGUGUGGCCCUAAGCACCAGUAAAUGUCUAUCGAUAAUACCCCCACACACCAACAGAACACAUAGGUAUAUACUAUGAAAUAUAUAUGUAUGUAUGUUCGUUUGUAGGAUGCGCUCACUCACUCAGUACGAUAAGAUAUGGGUCUGGGGAUUUUAGCCAAGGAUCUUACAGAUCAGCAGGACAUGUAGUCUUUAGGGGCAGUCGUACUGUAUAUUUAAAUGUUUUUAGCACUAGAACUUAGAUGAACUACAAGACGCAUGGCAUGCGACUUAGAUGUAGAUGUGAUUUUAAAGUGGGCGGGAUUGGGCCGGAUUAAUGCAAGUGAAGUGAAGCUGACAAAUGCAUUUUCUGUUGUUAUUUUAUUUUCUAGAAAUUUUGUUAAGUCAAAAAAAGAAAAAAGAGAAGAAAGCGAGAACAAAAAUUUGAAAUGUUGUUGACCAAACG